Messenger RNA from Amborella trichopoda, 2152 nucleotides. RefSeq names its product ADP-ribosylation factor GTPase-activating protein AGD5. Gene Ontology annotation, molecular function: GTPase activator activity. Lineage: Eukaryota; Viridiplantae; Streptophyta; Magnoliopsida; Amborellales; Amborellaceae. The record is from RefSeq and is a predicted model, not a curated record.
ACUUUUUCCCUUUUUAAUACUUGAAGUCCAUUUAUUUCGAGAUGAUCGGAUUUGGGGUUUCAGCAUCGAAACAUAGUGAAUUUUUCUGGUGAGCCUUUAGAUUGAUUGUUUCCAUCCAUCUCUCUCUUUCGGUUUCAAUCCAUUUCAAAUAAACCCAUUUCUCUCUCUCUCUCCUCAAGUCUAAGACAAAAUUUCUUACACCCAAUUGCGUAUUGAAUUUCCAUUUCCAUUUCAAAAGAGGCAGGAGGGUUGUGUUGUGGUGACCUUCUCCCAGUCCUCUACUUCAUUUCAAUUCUUCCUGUUCACAGGCAGGGGUAGAGAGUUAUAGAGCGAGAAAGAGAAUUUUAGAGAGAGAGAGAGUUGUUUGAAAUUUAGGCAAGGAUGAACGGGAAGGCGUCCGUCUCAAAGGAGCUUAAUGAAAAGCACAAAAGGAUAUUGGAAGGUCUUCUUAAAUUGCCAGAGAACAGAGAGUGUGCUGACUGUAAAAGCAAGGCUCCACGAUGGGCAAGUGUUAACCUUGGGAUCUUUAUUUGCAUGCAAUGCUCAGGAGUUCAUCGAGGUCUUGGUGUGCAUAUAUCCAAGGUCAGGUCUGCUACACUAGAUACAUGGCUCCCUGAGCAGGUUGCAUUCAUUCAGAGCAUGGGCAAUGAUAAGUCCAAUAGAUAUUGGGAAGCAGAAUUGCCACCAAAUUAUAAUCAAGUCGGCAUCGAAAAUUUCAUCCGUGCAAAGUACGUGGAUAAAAGGUGGGUGACAAGGAAAACACAAGAAGAAAGGAGUUCUCCCUUCAAGCAGAGACGUAGUGAAAGAGGCAGCAGCUAUGGGAGCAAUAACAGCUUAGAGAGCUUGUCGCUUGAAGGAGAAGUCCUUAACAAGAUCAACCUCAUGUCACAAGAAGAAAAAACUUCUCCCUUGAAGCAAAGGCGGAAUGAAAGAGGCAGCAACCAUGGGAGCAAUAACAGCUCAGGGAACUUAUCAAUGAAUGCAGAGGUCCUUAAUAAGAAAACCCAUAUGGAACAAGCUUCUGGAACUCCUAAAAAUCCUGAACUGCAGGUUUUAUCAGUUCCAAAGAAAGAGGAAACAGUCCCAAAUACCAACGGUCCACCACCAUCAGUGGAUCUCAAGUCAUCAAUUCCAAAGACAGAACGGACAAUCUCACAUUCGAAUGAUUCUAUGCCAUCAGUGGAUCUCAAAUCAUCAAUUCCAAAGACGGCAACAAUCUCAAAUUCCAAGGACACACCACAAGCAGUGGAUAACAUACCAAAAGCUCCUUCACAGAAGGUUGACUUAGCUACGGAACUUUUUAAUAUGCUCUGUAUGCAAGGCCCAGAAGAGAAAAUUGGCAGUUCAGUUCCUUCAGGGGAUAAUGCUCCUGCAAAUAUUCAGUCUGCAGAAAGUAUGGAGGCAGCCGAAAGAGAGGAUCCCGCAAAACCAGUCCAAACUAGGGACACUUCCGCAUCUGGACUAGGGAAUCUAUUCAAACAAACACCACAUGUAGCAAAGUCCAACAUGGCUUCUCCAUACUCCAUACAUCAACAACAAUUAGCUUCCCUUACCCAUCAACAACCCAUAUUUGUGGCUUCCGCCUCUACAUCAUCGAGUAUUCAGGGUUCAUCAUUGCCGUUGAAAACCCACAAUCUUGAUUCAAAUCGCUCUUCAAUAAACCCUGGCAAUAACUGGAGAAAUACAAGUUUUCAAGCUUCUGGUGUUGGAAUAGCAGCUACUCAGGGGACUGAUCAGGUAGCCAACAUGAGGCGAUCAUUUCCGUUGAACAAUGCGAGCCCAACAAUAUCCUCAAGCACUUACACUACAGCUAAAAUCUCAUCUGCUAAAACGAAUGGAGUGACCAUUUCCGGUGCUCCUCUGCAAAGCAAAACCAGUGCUUCAGCCACUUCCUCCUGGCUCCCCUAUGAGUAUGAUUUCUCAUCACUAACGCAAGGAUUCUUCUCGAAACCCUAGUCUCUCUCCCCCCUAAAGUAUUCAAUUGAGCAUUUGUUGUUGUUGGUGGCAGUGUUGCUCUCUCUCUCUCUCUCUCUCAAAUUAUUGAAUUUAGCCAUUGGUGUUGCUGUUGAUAGUCUUGUGAUUAUUUUAUAUUGUUUGUAAGCAGUUGGGGUUGCAUAUUAAUCAAUAAUAGAGUUGGUUCUACUUGUUGACC